AUCGCCACCAGCGUCCAGUACUUCAUCAUGACGGAGAUUAAGAUCAAGGAAGUGUUGAACAAGACAUUGCGCGGGUUGGAUGAGGCGUUGGUGGACUACAUGGUGAGCAUCCUGUCGGACUACGACGGCAGCGACCCAUUAGUGGACACGAUUGCGCCGUUCCUGUUGUCGUCGGGGUUCACAGACGACGAAGACGAAGCGAAUCGAUACUGCUCGUCGCUGCAAGCGGCCAUGCAAGAUGCAGGUCUCCUAGCGACGGCGGCCGACGACACAUUCAAGAAGCUGGACGUGGUGCAGUCGAUGGAGGACAUGAGUCGCGCGACGGAAGCCGAGAUGAACGGGAUCAUGGAGCGCAUGUGGGGCUUUGAGAACAUCCGCAAGACCAAAAACUACAGCAUGGACGCGUGCGCAAACACGCAGUCGCAGCGCCAGAUCCGCAAGGAAGCGAAGAAGGAGCUCAGCGAACUGGAGAAGGACAAGAUGGACGAGGACGAGGACCGGAUGUGGGAAGACACGCGCGUGUUGCCUGACAUGUCGACCGACAACGGGGAAAAGGAUAUCCACGUGGACAACGUCACGAUGAAUUUCAAGGGCCAAACCAUCCUCAGCAACACAUCGCUCAAGCUUAUUUUCGGGCGGCGAUAUGGCCUUAUCGGCAAGAACGGCGCCGGGAAAACCACGUUGCUGCGGUUCAUGUCCCAUUAUGAGAUUGAAAAGUUCCCGCGGCAUGUGCGCAUGCAGCACGUCGAGCAAGAAUCCGCGUCCAAGCUGAGUCUGGUCGAGGACUCGGUGCUGUCGGUCGUGCUCGCCGCCGACUACGAGCGCACGCUGCUCUUGGCCGAAGAAAAGCAACUCCUCGAAUCGAACGACAACCCCGAGCGCAUCCACAAGGUCCACGAACGCCUCCAGCAGAUCGACUCGGACUCGGCAGAAAGCCGCGCCAGAACCAUCCUCGCCGGCCUCCAGUUCCCAGAAUCAGUCGUCGACGGCCCAGCUAAGGCGCUGUCUGGGGGGUGGCGGAUGCGCACGGCGCUCGCUGGCGCGUUGUUCAUGUCCCCUGACCUCUUGUUGCUUGACGAACCGACCAACCAUUUGGAUUUGGAGGCGGUAAUGUGGUUGGAAAAGUACUUGGAGACGUACCCCAAGACGUUGAUUGUGGUAUCACAUGACCGCAACUUUCUCAACCAAGUCACGACCGAUACAAUUUACUUGGCCAAGCAGCAACUCUCGUACCAUCGCGGCAACUUUCAGUCUUUUGAAAACACGCAGGAAGAGUUGCUCAAGAACCAGCGCAAGGCGUACGAAGCGCAGCAGAUGAAGGUGUCGCACAUGCAAGAGUUUAUCGAUCGGUUCCGGUGCAAUGCAAAGAAGGCGCCGCUGGUUCAAAGUCGUGUGAAGGCAUUGGAAAAAAUCAUGCGGACCGCCGUGGAGGAACCGGAGGACCCCCGCGCGUUCAAAAUGAACUUUCCGCCGCCAGAACCCCUCGGCCGCCCCAUCAUUUCCGUCGAAAACGUGGCCUUUGGGUACGGCGACGGCCGCCCCGAGUUGUUUCACGGUGAGCCACAGACACACACAAAUAUUGUCCACCUUGGUGGCUCAUACGUUUUACCCCAAAAUACUGUGGACUACUUUUGUGCUAAAACGCCAAACUCCAUCGAUCGAUAAUUCUUUGAAUCAUUUUGCAUGUGAAAAAACAGUGUCCUGUGGGGAUGAUUGGUAUCACACUAUUUGAAAUCAUACACUAAUUCAACGUUCAAGAUGGUUUUCCCUGCAAUCGGAUUCGCUCACUUGUUUUGCCGAUAUAUUCUUCUUGUGUACAUUAACUGAUUGUCCAUGGGGUCAGUUUCGUAGAAACACUCCAGUUUCGUAGAAACACUCGGGAACGAAUAGAUUAUAUACUUCGAAGUAUAAAUUAGAUAUGUGAACGUUGUUGUACUUGGUGUAUAUUAGAUGUGAACUUUGGCAUUGACAUGUCGAGCCGCAUUGGCAUCCUGGGCGUGAACGGGUCGGGGAAGAGUACGCUGAUCAACCUCAUGCUUGGCAAGCUCGACCCGACGCAUGGCAAGUGUGUGCGCAACCCCCGCGUGCGCAUCUCCACCUUCACACAGCAUCAUGUGGACUCGUUGGAUUUGGGCAAAACCGCCGUGGAGAACAUGAUGGAGCUGUUCCCGGGCCACGAACCUGACGAGUUUCGCACCCACUUGGGGCGGUUCAACCUCUCGGGUGAGCUCGCGAUGAAGCCGACGCGCAAGUUGUCAGGUGGGCAAAAGUCGCGCGUGGGGUUUGCUGUGCUGACGUGGCGCCUUCCGCACGUGGUUGUCCUCGAUGAGCCGACGAAUCACUUGGACAUUGAGACGAUCGAUGCAUUGAUCGAUGCUCUCCGCAACUACAAGGGCGGAGUCGUGAUUGUAUCGCAUGACCAGCACUUUGUCAACAGCAUUUGCACCGAGUUGUGGGUUGUGGGCGACCGAAAAGUCACGCGGUUCCAAGGGUCCAUGGCCGAAUACAAGAAGGCAAUUCUCAACGAAUGAUAACCACCCAAUAAUACAUGGAUGGAUGGGCGACUUGUCCGUGCUACUGGUA
Molecule: messenger RNA, 2583 nt
Organism: Aphanomyces astaci
Lineage: Eukaryota; Oomycota; Saprolegniomycetes; Saprolegniales; Verrucalvaceae
Exons: 7
Coding region: 28-1665 (545 amino acids)
Molecular function (GO): ATP binding; ATP hydrolysis activity
Source: RefSeq, a predicted model, not a curated record